GAUAGAGAGAGAGGCUGCUCGUGGUAAACGAUGGUUGUUGGAUAGAGUCUUGAGGAGCUAAUGAAAGUGGUUGGCUGAAUUGUUCGCAGAGAUUACGGAGCUCAGGAGCCUCGCGUGCUUCGCUUCACUCGGAUCCAAACAAGGAGACAAGAAACUGCUGCAGCACAAAAUAAUAAAGAAACAAGUACAGUUUCUUCUUCUUUUUUUUUAUUAGGAAGAGGACUUGUUUUUUCAGCCAUUUCUUUUCCCAUCCUUGAUCCACUUUAAGCAGCACACUAACUCUUCCCCAGAGGACUGGAGCAUCUCAUGCCCGGAGGAGGAGGAGGAGGACCGACCUCCCGCUUGGAUCCAGUGCACCGGCGUGCCUCACUCCUCCGGCGGGCUCAGAAGCUGCAGUUCCCGGCAUUUGCUGGGAUGUUUGAGUCGCGCUGUUUGGUGGAGGGGUGAAGGGACCGAGAGAGAGGACGGAGACACCGAGGGAGAGGAAGAAAGAGUGGAGGAGAGAGCAUGGCUCUGGUCGCGCUGUCUCUCCUGGUGCUAACGAGUCUCACCUGGGCGGACCUGCUCCAGGUGUCCGCCAACAGACACUCCGUUUACUGGAAUAGCUCCAACAUACAUUUGCGCAGGGAGGGCUACACGAUGCAGGUGAACGUCAACGACUACCUGGACAUCUACUGCCCUCAUUACAACGACAGCCAACGCAUCGUUGGCACCGGGGAGCAGUAUGUCCUCUACAUGGUCAGUUACCGUGGUUACAGGUACUGCGACCCCAACCUGGGCUUCAAGAGGUGGGAGUGUAACCGGCCUCAUGCUCCCCACGCGCCCAUCAAGUUUUCUGAGAAGUUCCAGCGCUACAGCGCCUUCUCACUGGGAUACGAGUUCCACGUUGGACAGGAGUACUACUACAUCUCCACGCCCACACAUCACCACGGCCGCAGCUGUCUGAGACUACGAGUGUACGUCUGCUGCUCCACGGUCUCUGACGUGGAUGAUGAGCCAGAGCCCACAGAACCAGACUACACACUUAGACCAGGCCUAAAAAUUGAUGACAUUGAUGAAUUUAACCCCUUCAUUCCCAAGGUGGAGAAGAGCGUCAGUGGGAGCAGUCCGUCCAGGGAUCGCCUUCUCCUCACCGUGACGAUGCUCCUCUCGGCCGUUCUGUUCAUCUCCUAGCAACGGCCAUUCCAUCAGCGUCACCAUGCCAACUAGCCUUGGGAGGCUGUACAGUAUCAGUGGGUGGGAGAGGAAGGGGAGAGAGUGGAGGAGAGUUAAGAUACAACAACUAGAGCAGGAGGCGAGAGAAGCAAGUCUCUGUAAUGAGUUUGCAAGCAUUACAGUGUGAUUGUAUGUGUGUGUGUGUGUGUGUGUCUGUACAGCUGUGUGUUUGUGUUGAAAUACCUUCAGGCACACAGAUUGGUUGACUGUGUGUGUAUGUGUGUGUAUGUGUGUAUGUGUGUAUGUGUCUUAACAGGCCACAGGUUGUGCUUGUUGGAUCAUGCACAUCACAAAGAGCAUUUAUACAACUUGGGGGGUGUGGGUGUGGGGGUGGGGGAGUCCUGAAAUAGUAGGGGAAGAGGGAAAGGCAUCAAAUCCAUCCAAGUGCAAACCAUUUGAGUACUCAACCCUGGAUCUGAUUGGCUAAAACACUUCCUUAGGGCUAGUUGCCAUAGUUUCUUGCAACAAGACUUAAGCUGGACUCAAAUGAACUGAAUCAAAUAGAUUUCAGCAGAAUUGAACUGAAAUUGCCUUUUUUUUGUGUUGUUGUUGUUGAUGUUAUUGUUGUUGAUCUCGAUGCUGGGAACUCGCCCCCAGUUCACACGAGGGCAGUCGAAGGCAGCGGAUGAACUGUGCGUCUCCUGUCUCAGCGACUGGUCAAAGGAGGAGAUAGUCCACACACACACACAUGCACACACACACACCCACCCGGGGGACCUCCGGGCGCCAUCGCCACUCUGCUGUGUCAUCCUGUGUUCACCAUCAGUCUCUCGAAGACGGCAGCCCUGGACAGGGUCGGGGCGGGAGAGAGCAUCUCAACAAUGAUUCAUUUACUCAAGUCAU
Solea senegalensis (Senegalese sole) is the source of this 2058-nucleotide messenger RNA. It is a transcript of the gene efna3b, whose product is annotated as ephrin-A3b. The coding region runs from base 508 to 1173 and encodes 221 amino acids. Gene Ontology annotation, cellular component: plasma membrane. The record is from RefSeq and is a predicted model, not a curated record. The transcript is spliced from 6 exons. Gene Ontology annotation, molecular function: ephrin receptor binding. Gene Ontology annotation, biological process: ephrin receptor signaling pathway; axon guidance. Lineage: Eukaryota; Metazoa; Chordata; Actinopteri; Pleuronectiformes; Soleidae.